CCAAAUCUGGGACUCGCAUUCCCGCCUGACGCUAAUCUCAUGGGGUUCGGCCCAUGGGAUAGUUGAGAAGGCCAUGCCCCACCGAUGGGUAAGGCGGGUCCGGGACCCGUGGUUGGGGUUGGGAGCUGAGGCCAGUCGGACUAUUAUAGGCGUUGCUAAUGGCGACCCUACCUACUGAAAAACCUUAAUCCGUCCUGGAUCGCACAAAUCUGAGCCCUUUUGAUACGGGACUCGCCUGGUUUUAGAUUGGGUUUUUCAACGGGAAUUUUUAGCUUGUUUACUGGUCACCUUGUGAGGGGAGUCGUGAUUUUUCCAUGGGUGAAAAGCCAGCCCGUGGUUGAGCGAGGCAGGCCAGCUAGAAGCCAAUGAUGGAUGGAGUGAAUGAGUGAUCCCGAUUCCGAAGCGAAGCAAGUGAAGCAAGUGAAAGAAGAAGUGAAGGAAGAAGAAGUGCCAGUGAACUCUGAUGAAAGAUUGACGCUCCUCCGAGCGAGGCCUUUCCCACCCAGAGUCCCACCCAGACGUUUAUGGACGUUCGAGAUUGCCAACAAGCCCAGAUUGAAGGCGGAUAAUAGAUCGAUCGCCCCUGGAACGGACGGGCUUGCACGGGAAAAGCGGAGAGCUCACGGUCUGCACAUUCACGGGCGACUGGUUGAUCUUUUCAGAAAGGGACCCGAAAAGGACCCGAAAAGGACCCGAAAAGCCGGCCCGGCCCUUGAGCCUGGAUCGAUCAUGGUGUCCAACAUGGAGAACCUGAACCCGCAAGUCAUGCGCUACUUAGGCAAAGAGAUCCAAUCCCUGCACGCCCACCCGUUGGAGGGCGUGCGCGUCUUGGUCAACGACAAGGACAUCACCUCGAUCGAGGCGCUGGUCGACGGGCCGGCCGAUACGCCGUACGCCGGCGGGCGCUUUCGGGUCCGCCUGGUCUUGGGCAAGGACUUUCCGGCCAGUCCGCCCAAGGGCCUGUUUCUCACCAAAAUAUUCCACCCCAACGUGUCCGCCAAGGGCGAGAUCUGCGUCAACACGCUCAAACGCGACUGGCAAGCCGACCUGGGCCUCAAGCACAUCCUCCUCACCAUCAAAUGCCUCCUCAUCGUGCCCAACGCCGAGUCCGCCCUCAACGAGGAGGCCGGCAAGUUGCUGCUCGAGCACUACGACGACUACUGCACGCGGGCCCGCCUCUACACCGAGAUCCACGCCCAAUCCACUGCGGGGCCGGGCUGGUCCUCAUCGCCCUCGAGUGACCAACCCCUCAAGGAGAGUAGCCAAAGCCACAGCAGCAGGAGUAGUGGUAGUAAGAGUAGUAGUAGUCAAUGGUCCGCCACUUCCUCGUCCUCUGCCAACGCCAGCGCCAGCGCCAGCGCCGCCACGGACCCGGCCAAUAAGAAGAUGGGCGCCAAGACCUUGGCCAAGAAGGAGAAAUCCAUCAAGGAUAAGAAGCGACAACUCAAACGUCUUUGAAGAGAAACGGCCGGGCGGGCGGAGGGCAUCGCUCGCCCCGUUGUCGCUGAGUGGGCCGGGCCGGGCGGGAGAGAGAGAGAGAGAGAGAGCCAGAAGAGCCUGUACUUAGGUCCAUGCGGCAGACCACCCUUAGUCCCUCGGUCCAUCAUCUAUAUUUUGGAACCUUCGAUCUCAUAUGAGGCUAAAACAGCCACCACGUUCAACAUGUUCAAAGCCGCGUGCGUCCUUUGGAGAUCUCGCCCCCCACCCCGCCCACCCCGCUGACGCCUGCCUUCGGACGAUCAUGGCCCAAACCGACGACCACCCAAUUUUGGAGAUAUGUUUCUGUUAUGACGAUAUCAUUGAUAUAAAAAAAAAACCAUCCGCCUCCCCUUAGUUCCAAUUGUACCCAACACUUCUACUACCACUACGAUUACCUACUUACGCCCGUCUCUUCCGUUCUUUCCAG
Tigriopus californicus is the source of this 1906-nucleotide messenger RNA. Its product is annotated as ubiquitin-conjugating enzyme E2 S-like. The coding region runs from base 382 to 1458 and encodes 358 amino acids. The transcript has 2 exons. The record is from RefSeq and is a predicted model, not a curated record. Lineage: Eukaryota; Metazoa; Arthropoda; Copepoda; Harpacticoida; Harpacticidae.